AUGGCAAAGCGUAAGCACGCCGCCGCCCCCGAGGCAGCCCCCACCCACGCCAUACUAGACAAGGAAGCAAAGAAGGUGCGUCGUGUAUGCGUCGCACCAGCUGACCAGCAGUCGAGACCCGAGCCCACCCAGGCCCUAUCCGAGGCAGUCGCCGCCGAGGACACGGCCUACGCCGCCCUCGAAGCGGCGCAGGGCGUGCGUGACCACGCUGCGGCGACCCACAAGACCGCCGAGGGCACGCACACCGCGGCCGAGGCACACGCGCGUAGCAUGUCGCUUGCGCUCCACGCCGCAACCCGCAACAUGUACGACGUGGCGGCUGCGGCCCGUGUCGCCGCCGACGGCGACGACGAGGAGGCGCACGAAGACGCUGUGGCGGCGCACGCCGACGCCAUGGAGCGUUGGUUCGACGCCUUCAGCGCCGCGCAGGACACGGCCGCCGUGCUCGUGCGUCUGCAGGCGGUCCUCGACGCGGCAGCCGCCGAGGCGGAGGCUACCGAGCAGACGUACCGCGCUGCGGUGUGCGCUCGUCUCCAGUCCGCGAGCGCCAAGGACGAGGCGGAGUUCAACGCCGACUCCGGUGCGGAGAUGGACGCCGAGGAGGACGCCGAGGAAGACGGCGAGGAGGAUGUCGAGAGCGAGGAUGGCAUCGAGGUCGACGCCAACGAGCAUACCAAGGACUACGCCGAUGACCACAGCAACCACCACAGCGACCACCUCCCCGACGACCACGUCGACAUCGACGCUGAGAACGACGCCGAGGAGGUUGGCGAGGGCGAGGGCCAUGGCGACGCCAAUGACCACGCCGGCGACCAUGCCCACGCCGACGUCGACGUCGACCACAACGCCGAGGACGGCGGCGACACGACCGAGGUCGACGACCGCGUCCAGACGGGGUCGAGAGUCGCCUGGAGCUCCCGCGAUAUUGGCGCCGAGGAGGCUGCGGCGAGCGUUGUCGGCAUCAAGCCGGCCACGGCGGAUGAGGUGACGGCUGCGCACGAGUCGACUCCGACGCGCGAGACGGCAACGGACGACGCCACGACGCCUCGAAAGGCCGCCAAGACCGUCAUCCAGGGCGUGGCGACGGACGACGUCACGACGGCUGGCGAGGCGGCGAUGGACGAGAAGACGGCGACGAAAGCCGCGACGCCAACGGGCGAGACGACGACCACGGACAAGACGUCGGCCAACAGCACCCCGAGCGCCAAGGAGAAGACCCGUUCCGACGACGCCAGCGGCAAGAAGGACAAGAAGGCCGAUAGUAAGAAGGACAAGCGUUCCUCGAAGAAGAGGGCCUCGGACGACGAGGACACGUCGUCCAAGAAGAAGAAGAAGACGGGCCACAAGGACAAGGGGGCCAAGAAGGACAAGGGGGGCAAGGAGGACAAGGCGGUCGCGGCGGACACCCCAGGGUCAAAGGCCGGCAAGUCGAAGCGCCGUGGCCGCGGCCAGAAGAGCCAGGCCAAGGCACGAGAGUGA
Messenger RNA from Vanrija pseudolonga, 1479 nucleotides. RefSeq lists its product as uncharacterized. The record is from RefSeq and is a predicted model, not a curated record. The transcript has a single exon. Bases 1 to 1479 code for a protein of 492 amino acids. Lineage: Eukaryota; Fungi; Basidiomycota; Tremellomycetes; Trichosporonales; Trichosporonaceae.